CACAAACUGAAAAAUGUACAAAAUUUGGACCACUUCAUACGUCCAGUAGAUAAUGGACGAAAGGAUGAUGGCAAAAGGCAGCUUCUUACAGGGCUAUCAUCAACGACUGGUGUGGUCAAUACGCUUCCUAGCAACAUGACGAUUACAUUUCUGACCACAACACCACCAUCGUUCGUGAAUCAUUUUGAAAUUACAACAGAGAAUGGCUUUUCAAACGACGUGGACGAGGAAAGGAAAACCUUCAGCGAACACAUGGUAUCUGAUGAUAGCAGUAAAAAGGAAAGAAAAUACAUCAUACCGUUAGCUCUAAAGACUUCUUCGAAUGAAAAGGAAAAAACGUCGUCCAUAUUUCAUGGAUCGUCGACCAAUAUUGACGAUCUGAAGCGUCAUAUUUUGAUGCUACAAAAUCUGACUCAAUCCGAUAAGAACUUUCAGAGCAAGUUUGUGGUUUUCCCUUCAUUGCAAAAGAAUGGAUCCGAAUCAUCAACCAUCACAGCAGUAUCAUCUACAAGUGUCCCUACUCCAACCACAACUAAUCGAACUCCAUUCCAUCAAAUGCCAGUACUACAAAUUAGAGAAGAUCAAAGUGCGGUCAAAGUGUUUCCUGAAAGGUUCACACGGCUGCGUCCAACGAUAAAUAUGCCCAGGCAAAUCCUACCCAAUUCCAAAGACAUAUUGUCCGAUAAUAAAGAUGACAUGUUCAAAAUGGAAAAAAUUACAAUAGUCCCACAGGUUUUCUUACAAAAUGACCAAACUCCGGAUUCCACGACAGAUGAAGAGAAUAAUAACAAUAAUUACGGCCACAAUAAUGACAGAAAGAAAGAGAUCAAAGGAAACGACGAAGAGAGUAUCAAGAAUAAAAAACAGUCGCCGCCCGUCCAUCAUGAAAGCAGAGAAGGGACAGGAGACGAGAUAAGCAAUAAAUCUCCACUGUCGGCCACAAUACCACCGGCUCGAAAACUCGGACGCAGUAACAAAACCACAUUGGCGGCAUUGGCGUCUAGCACGGUUCAAACAGCCGCCAAAGAUGCUGAAUUUGAUAAUGCUCCUACACGUGGCUCCAACGAUGCACGAGGAAACGGCAAGAAGCGAAAUCGGAAAAAUAAAAAGCCAUCUGAACAACCAAUUAACUCCAAUCCGGUUCCAGAUAUUCAUGGUGUAACGAACCAAAGCUCAGGCAGCACAAACAAGACCAAAGCCGGCAGAAAAGGUGCUAAACGGCUUCAAAGACUCCAGCAGAAAGCAUUUAUGUUGCAACAAUUAACAUCCAGCUCAUCGACCGUUGCCUCCACGUCGACUGUGCCUCCUGCGUCAACUUCUACCAGCUUCAAUCGUAAACUUUCGCGUUUUCGCCGGGCUGAACGGCCAACAAACAAAGCCUUGCGAUCCCAGUUCGAGCAUACUUUUGCCAAAGAUAGUACAUUAGUUCCGAUAUACGGAUCAAUUAACGGAUCCAGCGUAAGUGCCAUGAGCGGAAUAGGUAAUAGUAUAAGUGUUAGAAAUACCACAGUUUUUGCAAUUGAUGGUAGUAACAAUGGAGGCAAUCACAGUGAGAAAGAUAUAAUCAACCUAAACCCAGACCUAUGUUACAAAAUCAGUGGUUUAAGUGGAGGACAGCAGAAGCUAUGUGCUCAGCAUACCAGUGUCAUGCCAGCCAUUAGCCGCGGUGCCAGGGCCGCUAUACAGGAAUGCAAGCACCAGUUCAAGCACCGAAGAUGGAAUUGCAGUACUACAGAGGACGACACCGUUUUUGGACCAGUUUCAAAUAUAG
Messenger RNA from Ochlerotatus camptorhynchus, 1771 nucleotides. Its product is annotated as protein Wnt-5-like. Gene Ontology annotation, molecular function: frizzled binding; cytokine activity. The transcript is spliced from 2 exons. The record is from RefSeq and is a predicted model, not a curated record. Gene Ontology annotation, biological process: neuron differentiation; canonical Wnt signaling pathway; cell fate commitment. The annotation marks the transcript as partial. Lineage: Eukaryota; Metazoa; Arthropoda; Insecta; Diptera; Culicidae. Gene Ontology annotation, cellular component: extracellular region.